GGGGACAGACAGGGAAUGACAGUGGCACCAGAGGUCAGGAGGCUAUGCCCAGCUGUCCCCCUCCCUGAGCCCCCUUCAGACUAGCCACAGUACAGUGACGGUAGCAUGCAUAAAACCCUUCCCCUCCCCAUAGGUAGGUCCCCAAGACAUACCAUGUUUCCCCGAAAAUAAGACCUACUUACAGGAAAGAUAAGACAUCCCCUGAAAAUAAGACCUAGAGCAUCUUUGGGAGCACACCUUAAAAUAAGACUGUCUUAUUUUCGGGGAAACAGGGUAGAACAGGGCCUGGCACAUGGCAGGUGCUCCGUAUCUGUGUGCUAACAAAUGAAGGUCUUGAAGGAAAUACAUGGCGGAAGGAGGGUAAGAAAGCACAAGCAGAAAUAGUCAAAAAACAACAACAGCAUCCACUGCUAUUUUAAGGGCCCGAUUCUUAUGUCAACUCAAUCCUUACAACAACUCUUUGAGAAAGGUCUGUUACUAUUUCUUCUUUUUUCUUUUUUUUUGUAGAGACAGAGUCUCACUUUAUUGCCCUCCGUAGAGUGCCGUGGCGUCACACGGCUCACAGCAACCUUCAACUCCUGGGCUUAGGCAAUUCUCCUGCCUCAGCCUCCUGAGUAGCUGGGACUACAGGCGCCCGCCACAACACCCGGAUAUAUAUAUAUUUUUUUGUUGUUGCAGUUCGGCCGGGGCUGGGUUUGAACCCACCACCCUCAGUAUAUGGGGCCAGUGCCCUACUCACUGAGCCACAGGCGCCGCCCAGGUCUGUUACUAUUUCUAAUUGAUGAAAACUGAAACUGAGGCUCAGAGUGUCUAGAUGACUCAAUCACCUACAGUUACACAGCUCUAACAUGGAAAGCUGAACACAGGUGAUGGAUCACUAUAAGGAGACAAAACUUUUUUUUUUUUUUUUUUUGGAGACAGUCUCACUCUGUUGCCCUGGGUAGAGUUCAUCAUAGCUCAUAGCAACCUCCAACACUUAGGCUCAAGUGAUCUUCUCACCUCAACCUCCCACAUAGCUGGGACGCACCCACCACCAUGACUGGCUAUAUUUUAGAGACCCUUCAGGCUGGUGUUGAACUCCUGAGCUCAAGUAAGCCACCUGCCUCAGCCUCCCAGACUGCCAGGAUUAUAGGCAUGAGAUGCCAUGCCUGGCCUAAGGAGACAAACAUUUGAAAGGGUAUUUGUGCAAUUAAAAUACAUACACGUAGCCAGGUAUGGUGGCUCACGCCUGUAAUCCUAGCACUCUGGGAGGCAGAGGCAGGUGGAUCACCUGAGCUCAGGAGUUCAAGACCAGCCUGAGCAAGAAGGAGACUAUCUCUACUAAAAAUAGAAAAACUAGCUGGGUAUAGUGUUGGGAGACUGAGGCAAGAGGAGUUUGAGGUUGCUGUGAGCUAUGACACAAAGGCACUCUGGCCUGAGGAAACAGAGUGAGACUGUCUCAAACACACACAUGCACGUAUAUAUGUGGCCAUACACAGGUGAAUGAAAAUAAUUAUAAUUAUAGAUAUGUUAUUGUAAUCUCAUGGGUAUGAAGGACACGCCUAGGACUAGUUUAGUUUACAAAAAGGAAGUUUAGGCUUGGCGCUUGUAGCUCAGCAGCUAGGGCGCCAGCCACAUACACCAGAGCUGGUGGGUUCGAAUCCAGCCCAGGCCUGCCAUAUAAUAACUACAACCAAAAAACAGCCAGCGUUAUGGCAGGCACCUGUAGUCACAGAUACUUGGAGGCUGAGGCAAGAGAAUAGCUUAAGCCCAAGAGUUUGAGGUUGCUGUGAGCUAUGAUGCCAUGGUACUCUACCCAGGGCAAUAUAGUAAGACUUUAUCUCCAAAAAGAAAAAAAAAAAAAAAGAAAGUGUUUCUAGACGAUGUACAGGAAAAGGCGACAUCACUAGUUGAAUAGUCAUUAUGGGGGACCUACACACAGGAAUGGUCAGGACAGAGUUGGGGAACCCCAUAACAGCAGUAUGGGGAAUACCAGCAAGCCAGGGGUUGGCCAUAAACAUCUUAUAGGACUCCCUUCCCCUGUGUCCAUCAUGGCCUCUCUUCUUCAGUUUACCCCAGUAGCCCAGAGGGAUUCUAUUAUCACUGAGCCCACCAGGGCACCCUAUCCCCACCCUAACUUCUAUCCUCACCAGCCACUUGUGGGCUCCUGAACACCCCAGCCAUCUACCCUGCCGUGGGGUUUUUAACCAUAACCACUCUUUCUACUGACAGACUAAGCUCACACCCUUCCCUCCUCCAUGUCUCUGUUCAAGUGUCACCUUCUCAGUGACACCUUUGCACCCUGGUCUAAUUAGCAAUCCCUCCCCAACCAUUUUCUAUACCCCUCAAUCUUUUUAUUUUUCUCUCAUCUUCAGACUCAUAGUACACAACACUUAACUUGUAUGUUUGUUUAUUGCCUGUCCCUGAGAGUAGAGACUUCAAUUCACUACUGUAGCCCCAGAAUCUAGAUCACUUUCUUUGUGCAAAAAAAGUGCUUAUACAUAUUUGUGGCAUGGAUAUCUCUGUGUUCAGUUUGACAAAUGUUUUCUGAGGCUUUUAUACAUGCUGUUCCCUCUGGGAAUGUCCUGCCCUGGUUUUUCCCACCAUCCUUUAGGACCCAGCAGGAAGUCCCCCCAGAGUCCUUCAUCCCAGGCAGCAAGCACUUUUUUUUUUUUUGAGAAAAAAAAGCAAUCACUUUUUUUUUUUUGAGACAGAGUCUCACUAUGUCGUUCUGGGUAGAGUGCCGGGGCGUCGCAGCUCACAGCACCUCAAACUCUUGGGCUUAAGUGAUUCUCUUGCCUCAGCCUCCCAAGUAGCUGGGACUAUAGAUGCCCACCAUCCACCUAGGCUAUUUUUUGGUUGCAGUUGUCAUUGUUGUUUAGCUGACCUGGGCUGGGCUUGAACCUGCCAGCCUCAGUGUAUGUGGCUGGCGCCCUACUCACUGAGCUAUGAGCGCCAAGCCAACAAAUCACUUUUUAAACUGGUCAUGCUGUCCCAGCCCCAACCACCCAGGGCCGUGGCUGUCUGUUGCCAGGUUCCUUCCCCACCAGACCAGAGGACAAACCUGGUUUGACUCAUUGCUGGGUCCUUAGCAUCACCAUCCCAGAACAGGUUCUAACUGUUUGCUGGAUGUCCAUCCCUUUACCUCCCUCUCUAUCUCUCACUAGUUCCUGCCCUGUCCUGCUUCCCUGCCAUUUAACAAAUCUUUCCUGGGGCUUUGGUGUGAGGUGCUCCCUCUGCCUGGAAUGCUGCUCCCCAACUGUCCACCUGGCGACCCCUGCUCCUCAUUUGAGACCUGUCAUAGGCUCCAUCUGCUAUGAAGCCACCACCAAGAUGACCCAGCUCCAGUCAGAGGUUCUUUCUCCAGCUCCCCCUACCCCAGCACAUCCCCACCCUGGCUGUGCUGGGGGCCGACUAUAGCCAGCUGGGCCCCAGUAUGUCUCUGCUAUCAGACAUACUGCAACUCUUCAAGGGCAGGUCUGAUAAUGGGGCCCCAACAGUGCCCAGCAGAGGACAUGAAGGUCAGUAGAUGACUGUGGCCCAAGGCCCUGACAUCCCUUCCCUAAGUCUCUGCCUCUGCCCCUCUCCCACCUGGGUGACCCUUUCCUUCCCUGCUGGUGAACUCCUGAUCCUCUCUAAGAUCCAGCUCAUAUGUAGCCCCUCUGUGAAGUCCUUCCUGACUUCCCCAGAGGGAGUCUCUGGUCUGAGCUCCCCCACCCCUGGACCAUCCUCCCAUUGCACCCUGGUCACCCUGGGUAGUGAUCUGUGUCUGGAGGUUCCUUGAAAGCAGGAACUGGGUCUGGCUCAUCUUUGUGACCCCAACAAUGUUAAGCAUAAGUCAGCCUUUGGAGAUACUUGCCAAAAGACUGCAAAACACAGAAAACAUCUCUACCCUCUAGCCAAGGCACGCCCCCCCCUUCUCCUCCCAACUCUAACUUCACACCAUCCACUCUCCAGGGUCUUCAAUGGCCACUAUGACUUCACACAGUUGGGACUGUGACAGGCAAUGAGAUUGUUACCCAUGGCUACCAGAUCUUUCGUGUCCACUGUGACUUCCAGGACCACAAGCUCUUUAGCUCCCACCAUGCCCUCUCCACCUAAAAGAUCCUCGAAGCCCAGCAUGCCUCUGGCAUCCACUGGACCCUCCAUGCCCCCUGUGGCUCCCACAUCUCCUCCAUCCUUGAAGACCACCAAAUCAUCAACGCCCAACAGGUCAUCAGUACCUACCAAGACAUCAACAUCCCCUACCUCAGUCACGAGCCCAAGCAGUUCCAAGUCCAUCAAAUCACCAAGUACCAAAAGAGCCCCUUCUAACCAUCACAGCAGUAGGUCCCGAGUCCACAGCAAGGUGAGGACACCCAGCAGGGCAAGCACCGACACCAGGGCCAGCAAAGCCAGCAAGGGCAGUAGUAUGAGACGCCACCGACGGAGAGGUACACGUAGCCGGGGCAGAACACCCGGUAGAAGGGGAAGCCACAGUUCCAAGAGGUCACCCAGCAGAGCCAGCACUCCCAGCGGGAUAAGAACUCAUGGUGCCAGACCAGGCAUUGCCAGCAGGGUGAGAACUCCUACUUCCCAGCAAAAACUGACAUGGGGGAAGAGUUAUAGCCGGCUUAGAACCAUCAGCAGGGAAAGGAGUGACAGCCUGCCUAGAAAUCUGCGCAGAGAGAAGAGUGACAGCCCACCAGGAGCCUCAGGUAUGGAGAGGAGGUCUAGACUGGCUGUAAUCCACAGUAGGGCAAAAAGUCACAGCCCAACUACAAUUUCCUCUAGGGCAAAGCAGUACAGCCUGUCUCCAUCAUCAUCAAGGAGGGUGAAGAGUUACAGUGAGGUGACCACCUCUAGUAGAGAACAGAGUUACAGCCCAAUGUCCAGCAGGGUCAAGAGAUGCAAACAGGUUAGCACCCCACGCAGGACCCGAAGUCACAGCUCAUCUAGCACCCCUAGUAGGACCCGAAGUCACAGCAGGUCUAGGACCCCCAGCAGGACCCGAAGUCACAGCCAGCCUAGAAGGGCAAGAAGUCACAGUCGGAAGAGGACCCACAGCAGGGUGAGAAGUCACAGUCAGAAAAGAAAUCAUGUUAGGGCAAGAAGUCACAUCCUAAAGGGAACUCCUAGUGAGACAAGAAGACACAGCCACUCUGGAACUUGCAACAAGGGGAAAUGUCAAAACCAAUCUAGAAUCCCCAGAAGGGAAAGAAGUCACAACUGGUCUAGAACCCCAAGUGAGGAAAGAUGUCACAGCCAGUAUAGAAGUCCCAACAAGGAGAGAGAUCACAGUCGAUCUAGAUCUAGAACCUCCAGCAAGCAGAGGGACUACAGCCAUUCUAGAACUCCCAGUAAGGAGAGGGACUAUAGCCGAUCUAGAACCCCCAGUAAGGAGAGGGACUACAGCCGAUCUAGAACCCCCAGCAAGGAGAGAGCACACAGUAGAUCUAGAACCCCCAGCAAGGACCGAUAUUAUAGCCGAUCUAGAAACUCCAGCAAGAAGAGAGAGUGUGGCCGAUCUAGAACCCCUAGAAAGGAGAAAACUCACAGUCCAUCUAGAACCCCCAGCAAGGAGAUACGCCACAGUCGAUCUAGAACCUCCAGUAAGAAGAGAGUUUGUGGUUGCUCUAGAACCCCCAGCCAGGAGAAAACUCAUAGCCAAUCUAGAACACCCAGCAAAGAGAGAGAUCCCAGUCAACCUAGAAUCCACAGAGGUUCCAGUGGGAAGGAAUCCUCUAGCAGGACAAGGAGUCCCAGUCAGAACAAAACCUCUAGCAAGAAAAGGAGCCCCUCCCCAUCAACAUUUCCCAGUGGAGGCCAUACCCCAAACCAGGAUUACAGACAAGCCAAUACCACAGCCUCUGAGGCCAUCUCACCUGGAGAGAGGUCUUCAUCGUCUUCUUCCAAGCUGGCAUAG
Nycticebus coucang (slow loris) is the source of this 5884-nucleotide messenger RNA. RefSeq names its product serine/arginine repetitive matrix 5 (gene SRRM5). Bases 3986 to 5884 code for a protein of 632 amino acids. Lineage: Eukaryota; Metazoa; Chordata; Mammalia; Primates; Lorisidae. The record is from RefSeq and is a predicted model, not a curated record. The transcript has a single exon.